AACACCAUAUCAUAUCCCUCUCUAUCUCAAUCUCUCUCUCUCUUCAGUCUCCGGCGACAAUGGCGGUGGUUCUUGGGAAUCUAGCUCUGACAAUGGACGUGGCGCCGGCUCGGAGUAUACUAUCGGAGCGGAAGGGCCGUACGGUGGCGAUCGAGAGCGGCUUGAGCCUUAAUUUGCCGCGGAGAUCAGAAAAUCAAGGGCUCAGCGCGUUUAUCGCCGGCAAGGGGUUCGACUCGGAGGGGGAGGGUCGGAGCCAGCGAGUUGUGGCCCGUGGAAAGGCGAAUUCGAAGGUGAACGGCGUGGAUCCCGAUGCGGGAUCGAGUGAUGGGGAGAACGGGAACGGGAGCGAGGAGUGGGACGAGGACUUCGACUGGGAGAAGGAAAUGCGGAGGAGAGUGAAGGAGAUCGAGGAGAGGAGGGAGUUGGAGAAGAAAGCGGAGGAGUUGCAAAGCCAGUUGGAGGAUGGAGAAGGCGACGGCGGGGACGAGACGGAGGAGCAGAAGCGGAUGAGAGUUAGGAAGGAGCUCGAAAAGGUGGCUAAAGAGCAGGCAGAGAGGAGAGCCACAGCACAGUUGAUGUUCGAUUUGGGGCAAAAAGCUUACGGGAAGGGCAUGUAUGGCCGUGCCAUUGAGUUCCUAGAAGGUGCACUAACGAUUAUACCUAGGACCACUUUGUUUGGCGGUGAGAUCCAAAUAUGGCUUGCCAUGGCGUAUGAGGCUAAUAACCGCCACGCGGAGUGCAUCGCUCUCUACCAGCAAUUGGAGAAAAGGCAUCCGAGUGUCAGCAUCCGACGCCAAGCCGCUGACCUUCGCUACAUUUUGCAAGCACCAAAGCUCAAGAUAUCCCAAGAGGAGAUGGUAACCAUACCAUUGAUUGGUUCUAGUUAUGACAGCUACGCAGCAACAUGGACUGAUAAAUACAAGGACAGUGAUCGGAGGAGCAUGGGAACGACCAAUCAGCUCCCAUCAUCCAAAGACUAUUUCGCGGACUUCCUUGUGUGGCGACCUCCAGUUGGAUUAGAGAAGAACCAGGGUUUUUGGAUAGCCUUGACAUUAUGGGUGGGCUUAGUUGGAGCAGCCCUCUUUCUUCAAAGAUGAAGUAUAAAUAAAUAAAUACACCCCUGUUUAUAUUUUAAUUUCUGCAUGUUAUUCAUCUCUAUUGACAUCAUGUGGUACUUGUAAUUAUAUUAUAAUUAUUAUUCAUCCAGCUCGUUGUGGAAA
Messenger RNA from Morus notabilis, 1220 nucleotides. RefSeq lists its product as uncharacterized. Gene Ontology annotation, cellular component: chloroplast thylakoid membrane. Bases 60 to 1097 code for a protein of 345 amino acids. Gene Ontology annotation, molecular function: protein binding. The record is from RefSeq and is a predicted model, not a curated record. The transcript has 4 exons. Lineage: Eukaryota; Viridiplantae; Streptophyta; Magnoliopsida; Rosales; Moraceae.